Messenger RNA from Nanorana parkeri, 674 nucleotides. It is a transcript of the gene RPUSD4, whose product is annotated as RNA pseudouridylate synthase domain containing 4. The annotation marks the transcript as partial. Gene Ontology annotation, biological process: pseudouridine synthesis. The transcript has 6 exons. The record is from RefSeq and is a predicted model, not a curated record. Lineage: Eukaryota; Metazoa; Chordata; Amphibia; Anura; Dicroglossidae. Gene Ontology annotation, molecular function: RNA binding; pseudouridine synthase activity.
AUGGCAGCGGUCGGAGGAGCACGUGGGGCCCGGAGGUUGGCGGACCGGCUCCGUACUGAGAAGAGAUUAGCGGGGAAGAGUCAGCCGCCAUCACCCGGCCCCAGCUUAUCACAACUCCGGAGCUGGGUGAUACACCGGGAACCGGAUCUGGUGCUGAUCAACAAACCACAGGGCCUGGCGACACACGGCGGCCCCGGGGUGCAGCACAGUCUGGUCUCCAUGCUCCCCGCUUUGUCUCAGAUGUUGUUUGGAAAGGGGGCGGAGCCUCUGCGGAUUUGUCACCGUCUGGAUAAGGACACCAGUGGAGCCUUACUACUGGCCAGGAGCGCGGAGGCUGCGGACCGCGUACAGCGAGCCCUCAGGGAGCAUCGGAUACACCGAGUAUACUGGGCGCUGUGUCUCGGGGUUCCCACUCCACUGGAUGGAAUUGUUGAUAUUCCCAUCAUAGAGAAAGAGACACAGGAGCCACAAAAGCAUUAUAAGAUGGCGCUGUGUCCGCGGUUCCGGGUGACAACGGAUGGCUCGGUGCAGAGGUUCCGGAUAAGCCGCUCGGCACAUGAAGCUGUGACACAUUACCGCACUCUGGAGAAAGCUUUGGGAGUCUCGCUUCUGGAGCUGCAGCCUCUCACAGGAGUGAAGCAUCAGCUGAGAAGUCACAUGGCUCUGGGGGUGGG